Clunio marinus is the source of this 201-nucleotide messenger RNA. NCBI's taxonomy places the organism in Eukaryota, Metazoa, Arthropoda, Insecta, Diptera, Chironomidae. The record is from the annotation of a GenBank genome assembly.
AUGAUUAGGACGCUGUUGGGAAGAAGAAAAAAGCCACUGGCAUUAAGCAACUCAAAUCAAUCAAGAUCAACCACAGAAUAUUUAUCUACUCUACCGUCUGCUACUGCUGCCGAUACUUCAAGUUGUAUUAUGAACGUGAUCAUCUGUUGCUUUUAUCAAAUCCACAAACCGUUUAAAUCAAUUUCGUUGUCAUGUGGAUAA